Molecule: messenger RNA, 834 nt
Organism: Zymoseptoria tritici IPO323
Lineage: Eukaryota; Fungi; Ascomycota; Dothideomycetes; Mycosphaerellales; Mycosphaerellaceae
Exons: 8
Coding region: 1-834 (277 amino acids)
Biological process (GO): mycotoxin biosynthetic process
Source: RefSeq, a predicted model, not a curated record
AUGGCUACCGAAAAGAGAUUUUACGAACCGCUACCACAAUUGCUGCGGCGCCGAACAGGUCAAGCGAUAUUGUCACUACUCUCUCUGAUCCUAGGAGUGUUUGCGGGCGUCGCUGCUGUUCGUUUCCUGUCUUCGCCCGCGUUCAAACCCGCUGGUCCACAUGGCUUCGGGACCUUCGAGCACGGCUUUGCGACCGAGCAGAUUUUGCCCAACGACCUGUAUCAGAUCGAACAGCGCCGUUUUUCAGGUGACGUAGACUGGCUACCGAGCGGCGAGGAGGUGAUGAACUUGCCUCCAUCAGAGCCAGCCUACGUAGGAGAUCCUACUCCUGCUAUCGACAAGGCUUGGGACGAGCUUGUUGGCCACAGAUAUUGGUCCAUCGCCGAAAGCGAGGCGAAGUCGCUCUGGGGUGUCAACCAUGUGCAAUAUCGCGAUCAUGUGAAGGGAGGCUACACUGGAGGAUUCGAUGUGUUCCACAUGCUACACUGCCUAGAUAUGAUGAGACAAAGGCUGUCGCCUGAAUACUACCUUCAUAUGCACGCCUACUCGGGCAUGGAGCAUGACAUGCAUUGCAUAGAACAGAUUCGCCAGCGCCUCCAGUGCUCCGCAGAUUCAACGAUCACGCCUGCAAAAUAUUUCGAGCACAAACCGGGCUGGGGCAUAGUCAGUGCGGUCUACAUUUGUCUUCUCACUCCGGGUCAUAUUCUCGCCAACGUUCUUGAAGAUGUAGCCAUCGCGCUUGUCGGGUUCAUCAUCAUCACAUUCGCCGAGUUGACAGUCUUCCUCAUCGGGGUCACAGCAGUCGUUGGCAUGGUCGCCUACGUAGCAUCUUAA